CCGUUCGUUCUUCAUUGUUCAUUGUUUUCGUUUUCUGUUUCACAUUCACAUUUCUAAAUUGGGAUCGAGACGUCACACGUCAGUCAGGGCAAGUCAGGGUAAGAAAAUAUUCUAAAAAACAGUUAUUUUGAAAUGUCAUAGUCCUCGAAAUAUUUGGAAUACUUGCAGACUUUUCAACUUCAAAACGAUGUUUACCUAUUUUGUGUUUUAAUUGUUUGAUGUGUAUUUAAAUUGUGAUAUUCCAUCUCUAUUAUCCCUAUUUAUCCAGUGAUAGUAAUCUGACUACCUGUAAACAUCACAUUAUUUUUGAACAAUUUUCUCAGCAGUUGUACCAUUAAAUUCGAAGAUGUGGGUACCCACCCAUGUUCAAGUAACUGUUCUAAGAGCAGAGAAGCUGCUUGUCAAAGGAAAAAACAAUACAAAUGAUUGCUUUGUUACGAUUGCUUUGGGGAAAACUAAGUUUCAAACAUCAAUUAAGGAAAAAUCUGGGCAGCUAGUGGAAUGGCAUGAAGAAUGUGAACUUCCCAUACCAGAUCAAGGAAAUACAGCAGAGAUCGUUUUAACAGUUUUACAUCACAACUAUUUGGGAAUAGAUGAAUUUUUAGGACGUGUUAAUAUCCCAUUAAAUACGUUAGAUGUGUAUGAAAGACCUAAAAAUAAAUGGUUUACGUUACAGAGCAAACCAGGUAAACCAGCAAAGAGCAAAGAAAGAGGCAAUUUAGAGGUAAAAAUUAGAUUCUCAGUAAAAUCAGGUAGUUUAACCAAUUUGAGCAAAAAAGAAAAACACAAGUCAUCAGUCUCCAAUGUAGCUCAUUCUUUAGGAGGGAGUCUAAUGAGUUUAGGAAGUGCCGAAAAAAGAAAAGGAAUAAAGAAAUUUGCAAAAUCGAUUGGUUCCAAAAUAAAUUUAAGAGGCAAAAAGAAGGAUCAUGAUGACGAUGGUUCUUCUAUUGGUAGUAUUGGGAGCUUGAAUAUUAGAAGCGCCCAGGAGAAUUUUAAAAGUAAGCAGUCCAUUGAAGAUGCCGAUCCUGGAGUUGUCAGUGACGAUGAUGAUUUCACUCUUGACGAUUUGUCACACAAGAGUUCAGCUAGUUCUUUAAACCAUCCAGUUGUUAAUAGAACUGCUUCACCUAUCUUAAAGAAUCCUUCUGUUGAGAAUAUAGUUCAUGUGGAGAAGAAAAGUACCGUAGCACCAGUUAAGCCUCCAAGAAUAGAUCAAAAAGAACCCCAGGAUGAAUGGGAAUCCAAACUGGUUGGAAAUAAACCUCGAGGCGUUUUGAGGCCUGGUAGUAGUGAAUCAUUAAAUAGAAGAUCUUGGGAUUCCUCAAAACUAGCUUCACAAAUAGAAGAAGAGCCUGCAGAGCUGUUAGAUGUACCUAAGAAAAAUUUUGAGACUAUAAGUUUAAGAUCCACCAAAUCUCCAGAAACUCCUAGAAAAGAAGCAAAGGAGGGAAUGUUCUCCAAAUUUAAGAACUUCAGAAAAGAUAAAAAUGACUUUUUGAACGACAAUGAUAAACCAACAGGUAAUUCAAGUCAACGUAUUAUUAUAGGAGGUGAAACUGAAGUAAAAGUCACAUCUCAAAAUAAUCGGAUUUCAAAUGAAUUGCAACAAAAGUUUGAGGGGAAAUCAAGAGAAGACCUGAUACUUUCUUUAGUGGAAACCCAAAAUGCUUUAGAGAAACAGAAAAAGAAAUUAAAAGACCUAGAAGACUAUUUAGACGACCUGUUAUUGCGUGUAAUGGAAACAUCACCUCGUAUUUUGCAGAAUCCUUAUGUAACUUGCAAAAUGGCAGAAUACUCAAAAAUGACGAGUUAAACACAUUUGUGCCUUAGCAGCAAAAUUUAAGUGCCAGUAAAUUAAUGUCACCAGAAAAAUUAAAAGAAAAAGUGGCCUGGAAUAUACACAAUUUGAUAUUGCCUAGAGUUUAGUUUCAUAUUGAACUCAAUGUAUUUUUGAUUGGUUGUUAAUUAUUAGUUUUUAAACUCCUUGUUAGUGAUUUAUCACUUUCAGUAAUAGUGUAGAGUCUCCAGAUUUGCAAAAAGGGCCAAUAACAAUUUUUUUUAAUUUCAUCCUUAGACAUUCGUAAAUUUUGAGAUAAAGACAUGCGUUUAUAAGAUUAAGUAUAAAGACACGAAGAAAUAUCUUCAGGAAUUUUUUAAUAAUGACGAUUAUUUAAUAAUUCUUUCAUGUCUCAAACACAUUUGCUAGACAAUCAUAGUCACGCAUUUUAAAAUAUUUUUAUUGUAAUGCUCAUUUGACUAGACUCAACUGAGUGCUAUUUUUGACAAAUGAUUUGUAUUGUUCUAGAUUAUAUAUUUUACAUUUAAAUGACAUACAUUUAAAUGACAUUAAAUCCUUAAAAAAAUAAAAACCCAAAUGCUUCUUAAAGACACUAAUAAUUAAAAUAUUUAAUCGAUAAAGGAUCAAAUGUAUACUGGACUUUUGUUACACAUAAUAUUUAAUAACUUAUUCUCGUCCACAGCAGAACACAAGUCUCUUUCAAUUUGCUUUAUUUUGCCUCAUAUUUAAGAUUACAUUAGGUUAGGUUUUGUCAAUCAUUGCAAGCUAAAGUUGUCAAUGUUUGAGAGCUUCCAGUAUAUGUCCAAAUUAAAAGUCUUCUAAUGUAAAAACUAAAUGCUUGUUGAUUUUGAAGCGAAAAAAAAAACAAUGACUGAUGCUCAGCAGGUUUCACCACCUUCCAUAUCCUUCAUCAUCACCAAGUAGGAUACUUUUUACUGUUUUGUGUAUACAUAUUUAAUCCCCGUUGUUACCACAGACGAAAAAUGAGAAUGACAUUGCACUUAAGUAUAAAAGUACUAAUAGUCCAAGAGGCAGCGCUGAAAAAUCUCUUUGAAUUUACUAAAGCUAAAUUUUUCACAGUUUGUUACUGUGAUUGUGUAGAGAAACAUACUGCGGUCGGUCAAGCGAAACGUAGAAUAGGGGUUACUGAGAGGGUAUCAAAGUUGCUUUCCUACGAAGGUAAUUAAAUAUUUACUAAGGCUUAAAAUCAGUACACACAUUCUAAAUUAAAUAUAAAUAUAAGUUAUUAUAGUCGGUCAGCUGUAUGACGGGACAGAACCGGUCGGUCGGCCCCAAUGAAUAGGGUUAUUCACUAUAUUUUGACCCCCUUGUAAAUUGCUUUAUUUAUAGAAUUAGAAAAAAAUGUAAAAUACAAAAGUUAUUCUAUUUUUAAAUUAUGAUUUUUUGACAUAUAUAUCGUACUAGUGACGUUAUCCAUUUGGGCGUGAUGACGUAAUCGACUAUUUUUUAAAUGGGAAUAGGGGUCUAGUGCUAGCUCAUUUGAAAGGGUAUUCAAUUCCCUAUUCAGUAAUAUAAACAUUAACAUGAUUAAUUGUACAGGGUGUCCAAAAAUGUUUAAUUAAAUUGUUUAUUUAAUAAUUCAAAAUCUUUUUUGGACACCCUGUAUAAAUAAUGAUCUUAAUGUUUAUAGUACUGUAUAGAGAAUUGAAUAACCUUUCAAAUGAGCUAGCACACGACCCCUUUUCUCAUUUAAAAAAAUAGUCGAUUACGUCAUCACGCCCAGAUGGAUGACGUCACUAAUACGAUAUCUAUGUCAAAAAAUCAUAAUUAAAAAAUCUAAUAACUUUUGUAUUUUACAUUUUUUUCUAAUUCUGUAAAUAAAGCAGUUUACAAGUGGGUCAAAAUAUAGUGAAUAACCCUAUUCACUGGGGCCGACCGACCGGCUCUGUCCCGUCAUACAGCUGACCGACUAUAAUAACUUUUUAUUUAUAUUCAAUUUAGAAUGUGUGUACUGAUUUUCAGCCUUAGUAAAUGGAUUUAAUUACCUUCGUAGGAAAGCAACUUUGAUACCCUCUCAUUAACCCCUGUUCUAAGUUUCGCUUGACCGACCGCAGUAUGUUUCUCUACACAAUCACAGUAAUCAACUGUGAAAAAUUUAGCUUUAGUAAAUUCAAAGAGAUUUUUCAGCGCUCUCUCCGUCUAUAACAGAGCACCAAAUCUUACAUUUUAUACAUCACAUGUUAAAUCACAUUAAUUGAUGGCCCAUUUUUGAUGAGAUUUUUCUACAUGUCGUGUGUGAAAGUGAUAAAAAAUACUUUUCAAAUCUAUUUUAUGCUUAUUAACAUGAUAUCAAUAACUUAACUGUUGUACAUAGAGAUUUUUUAUUAUUCAUUGUUACAUAAUAUUAAAACAUGUCGAAUAGGUGUUAUUUUGUUCUAUUUAAUAUUUAUUUAAGAUAUUCCUACAUCAUUACAUCGUAUUCUUUUGUUAAUUAAAAUAAGUUGUAACAUUAUCAAUAAAAUAUUGUUAAUACCUUUUGUAAAAGUUUAUUUUGAUACAUUAAAGUUUACUAUAUCAA
Messenger RNA from Diabrotica virgifera virgifera (western corn rootworm), 4337 nucleotides. RefSeq names its product rab11 family-interacting protein 2 (gene Rip11). The coding region runs from base 347 to 1813 and encodes 488 amino acids. Gene Ontology annotation, molecular function: small GTPase binding. Gene Ontology annotation, cellular component: intracellular membrane-bounded organelle. The transcript has 9 exons. Gene Ontology annotation, biological process: regulated exocytosis. The record is from RefSeq and is a predicted model, not a curated record. Lineage: Eukaryota; Metazoa; Arthropoda; Insecta; Coleoptera; Chrysomelidae.